UGGUUACCAUCAGUCAACCUUGGCUGCUGUGUGUCAUGCUGCUUUCACCCAGAGCGGAGUAGCUGCUGUGCUUUCAGGACACCUCCUCCUAUUGUGAGCGACUGUGUCCAGAAAUUCUCAGAUCCUCUGGAUUCAUGUGACUUCAGCAAACUUGUAGCUUAAAAGAAGCAUCUUCCCCCUUAAAAGCUUUCAUUACUUUCUUUUGAAAGAAACGAGUUCCAAAGACAUCGGAAUGGGCUCCACGACGCUUCCUGUGACCUUGGCCAUUUCAGCGGCCGGCGGCGACGUGAACAGAACGAGCUGCGACAGCCUCUACUCCCACAGGAGCUACGCCAGAGUCUUCAUGCCUCUGGUCUACUGCGUCGUGUUUGUUGUGGGUCUGUCGGGAAACUGCCUCGCGCUCCACGUCAUCUGGCCCAACCGGAAGAAGAUCAACUCCACCACCCUGUACUCGCUGAACCUGGUGGCGUCCGACAUCCUCUUCACGCUCUCGCUGCCCGUCAGGAUCGCCUACUACGCCAUGGGCUUCCACUGGCCGCUGGGCGAGGCGCUGUGCAAGAUCUCGGGCUUCAUCUUCUACAUCAACACCUACGCGGGCGUCAACUUCAUGACCUGCCUGAGCGUGGACCGCUUCGUGGCCGUGGUUCUGCCUCUGCGCUUCGCCCGGCUCAGGAAGGUCAGCAACGUGCGGUACAUCUGCGUGGGGGUGUGGCUGCUGGUUCUCGCACAGACCGUCCCUCUUCUGGGGAUGACCAUGACCAAGAAGGAGCCCGACGGCUUCGUCACCUGCAUGGAAUACCCCAACUUCGACGCGGUGGACCACAUCGCCUCCAUCCUGAUCGGCGCCGUCUUCCUGGGCUACGUCAUCCCUGUGGUCACCAUCCUGGUCUGCUACUCCGUCCUGUGCUCCAAGCUCCACGCCACGGCCAAGGCCAACCACCUGACGGAGAAGUCCGGCCGGAGCCGCAAGGCCAUCGGCGUGAUCUGCUGCGUGUCGCUGGUGUUCGUGGUCUGCUUCAGCCCCUACCACAUCGACCUGCUGCAGUACAUGGUCCGCAAGCUGGUGUCGGCGCCGGACUGCGCCGACCUCGCCGCCUUCCAGGUGUCGCUGCACGUCACGGUGUGCCUGAUGAACCUCAACUCCGCCUUGGACCCCUUCAUCUACUUCUUCGCGUGCAAGGGCUACAAGAGGAAGAUCCUGAGGCUGCUGAAGCUGCAGGUCAGCCUGUCGUUCUCCAGCGCGGUGCGCAUGUCGCCCGAGGGCUCGUCCAAGGACUUCAUCGACGGCAACAAGAUCCAGCUCAACAGCACGGUCAGCGAGAGACUCUCGGAGCGGAGGUUUCACCGGCACGAGUAGAGCGAGGCGCCGAGGCACAGGACGUCGCGGAGGAUGAGUCUCGGCGGAGCCACUUCGGUCUGAACAGCGUCUCGGAGAACCUGGCUUGAACCUUGAAACGGACGGAGCCGUGCCGUGAUGGAUGCGAAGCCGCUGCUGAGCACCUGCUUCCAGGACGGAGUUCAGUGGCUUAUUCAUCACAGAUGAAGAAUGAUUGGCAGUCUCAAAAACAGAAGAACGGCAUCGCUACUCGCAAAACUGUUUCACUGGUUUCACUGGACGGUUUCAAAAAGCAGAACCAGCUGCUGGGAGUAGAGACUGUGAUGAGUGAUGCAUCUGAAUGUCGGCAUGUCUGGACUCACAUUUGGCGUCUUUUGACUUAAAAAGCAUGAAGCAUGAUAUGUUCAAAGCCAUCUCUCUCAAACACACACACACACACACACACACACACACACACACACACACACACACACACACACACACACACACACACAAACCCACACACCGUUUUUAAAUGCACAGUGACCUCAUAUCUGAACCCAAUGUGACGUGGUCGACGCAAGCAGAUGUCGAGCAGCAGAUCUGGCGGAGCAGAGUGGCCGUCGCUGCUCUGAAAGCCUCAUUCAGUUUCCUAUAUAUCUGUUGGUUGUGUAAUUUUAUUUUUUUGGUUUCCUCUAGGUUUCAGGGCAGCUAAAAAUUAAAACCUCUCCACAAACUUGAUCUUGUUCAGAGCUGUUUGUUCAGAUGAGGAGUUUCACACAGCUUGGAAAACUCUUGUUUAUCACAUUGGGGAAAUUUAAAAAACAAAUCGCUCAGAACUAUUUCUUUGGUCUGACAUAAGAUUAUAACUGACUCACCCUCAGUGUGUGAUACAAAUGAGGAACUGCAUUAAUCCCAUUUGGCUUUCACCUAAUAAAGUGUUUAAUACUGACAGUUCUGAGUAAAAAGGAGACUUCUGCUUGCACAGAGCUCAUAAAAUGCCGUUUUUGAAGCAGUUCCUGCAACAACUCGCUGCGCUUCGUCCGUGACUCGUCAAAUCAAACGUGAUUCAACACAUUCAGGAAAAUAUGGUCAGUUUCACUUUAACUAAUGCUUUAUGGAAGUCUGGGUUUUUUUGCAGGACAGAAUCUCCGAGUGAAAAUGUGAAGUGAGACUGAAAUGAAACAGUGAAAAUGGUUUUUUGCUCAACUUCAGCUGUGGAGCUGAUUUGCACCACUUCAGCAGUGUGGAGAGACUCAGCACCGCCCUGCGAGGUGUUGCACUGGAGGACAGCCGAUGAGCCGCUCCGCCAGCUGAUUCACACACACCUCGCCGCCUAACUUCUUCCAUUUUCCACUUGCUCUAUUGCUAUUUCCAGAAAACACAAACAGAUUGAAAAUGUAGAGUUCAGAGGUAGAAAUGAGGAGAAAAAAAAAAGAAGAAAGCAAGGCUGUUCAUCAGGCG
Salarias fasciatus (jewelled blenny) is the source of this 2779-nucleotide messenger RNA. RefSeq names its product G protein-coupled receptor 183a (gene gpr183a). The transcript is spliced from 2 exons. Gene Ontology annotation, molecular function: oxysterol binding; G protein-coupled receptor activity. Lineage: Eukaryota; Metazoa; Chordata; Actinopteri; Blenniiformes; Blenniidae. Gene Ontology annotation, cellular component: membrane. The record is from RefSeq and is a predicted model, not a curated record. Gene Ontology annotation, biological process: G protein-coupled receptor signaling pathway. The coding region runs from base 233 to 1357 and encodes 374 amino acids.